Trachemys scripta elegans is the source of this 1645-nucleotide messenger RNA. It is a transcript of the gene NKAIN1, whose product is annotated as sodium/potassium transporting ATPase interacting 1. Lineage: Eukaryota; Metazoa; Chordata; Testudines; Emydidae. The coding region runs from base 74 to 565 and encodes 163 amino acids. Gene Ontology annotation, biological process: regulation of sodium ion transport. The record is from RefSeq and is a predicted model, not a curated record. The transcript is spliced from 6 exons.
AGCGCUGGAGAGGCAGAUCUUCGACUUCCUGGGGUAUCAGUGGGUGCCCAUCCUGGCUAAUUUUUUACACAUUAUGGCUGUCAUCCUGGGCAUCUUUGGGACCAUCCAGUACAGAUCCAAAUACCUCAUAAUGUACGCAGCGUGGCUGGUGCUGUGGGUUGGAUGGAACGCAUUCAUCAUCUGCUUUUACCUGGAAGUUGGACACCUGUCACAGGACCGGGAUUUCAUCAUGACCUUUAAUACCUCGCUGCACCGCUCGUGGUGGAUGGAGAAUGGGCCCGGCUGCCUGGUGACGCCGGUGAUGAACUCAAACCUGGCCCCCGAGGACCAUCACGUCAUCACUGUCACCGGAUGCCUGCUCGAUUACCAGUACAUCGAGGUAGUGAGCAGCGCCAUGCAGAUAUUCCUUGCGCUCUUUGGAUUCGUCUAUGCCUGCUAUGUCAGCAAAGUAUUUAUGGAGGAAGAAGACAGCUUUGACUUCAUCGGAGGAUUUGAUUCCUACGGCUACCAGGCUCCACAGAAGACGUCACACUUACAGCUACAGCCUUUGUACACAUCUGGGUAACUCUCUUGCGCCCUGGAAUCCGCCCCCUCCUGGAUCUUCAUGGGAAUGCGAGGUGGCGGGAGGCCCCGAACGAUUGCGAACUGUCCCGAAAGCAACAACUAAACACGCCAAAGGCGAGGACAGCACGGAGCCAACACCCUGGGUUCAUCUUGGUUUCCUUUUAUUUUCCUUCUGGGCAGUUGCACAGUUUUCAGGGACUUGCUGCAACACCAGAGAAACACACACACACACACACACACACUUUUCUGCUCAGACUGAGGGACCAAAAGAGGUGCAAUGGCUCCAUCUGCUGGCUACUGUUCAAAUCUCACCAGUAGCUGUAACUCCAAUGACAGCAAGGACCACGGUGGAAAACCGAUAUUUUCAUGGAGGAUGGGGAGAAGAUUCUGUCUAAGGAACAGCUUUAUUCAUCAACACCCUGACUGGACUCCUGCCGUCCAUCCAUACAGUUAUGUCAGCUGUUCUGAUCUGAACCCCUGGCGCCAUGGCUUGGCAAUACGGAUGGUGGAUUGAGUAGCUAGCAAUGCAUCAGGUAUCUGUGUUUAAGGCAAGGUGAAACUGACCAGAGGAGGGUAGGUAGGAUCUCAAUUAACUAUUUUCUUCUUUAAUUUUAUCCACAUCUUUAUUUGAACUAGUGUGUCCCUUGUCAGUGUAGAUAAGUGCCAAUCCGAAAGGACAUUUCAUGGGGCGCGGGGGCAAAAUAUUCUGCACUUAAUGAAUUCAGCACUGGUGGGAGGAAUACACUCUGUCAGCUGGCUGGCAGUGAGAGCUGGCUGCUUCUUGCCUCUGGUAAACGGCCACAGCACCCCACUCACCCCUGAGGCGCAGCCAGAAGCUGCAGUGUUGCCAGCUCUUGCGAUUUUACCACAAGGCUCACGACAUCUGGUUAGUUUCUUAAAGCUCCAGCUUCUGGAAUCAAGAGACUGCAGGAAAAUCUCAGCUUUCAUGCCUAAAAAGGGAAGUGUCUAGCUGUGCUGAUUUCAGAGAAAAGCCUGAAAACUAGGGCUGUCAAGGGAUUCAAAAGAUUAAUGGCAAUUAACCGCGCGAUUAAUCGUGCUGUUUACAAUAAGAGAAUACCAU